Messenger RNA from Ruditapes philippinarum (Manila clam), 802 nucleotides. RefSeq names its product 17-beta-hydroxysteroid dehydrogenase 14-like. The coding region runs from base 32 to 802 and encodes 256 amino acids. Lineage: Eukaryota; Metazoa; Mollusca; Bivalvia; Venerida; Veneridae. The record is from RefSeq and is a predicted model, not a curated record. The transcript has 9 exons.
UACAGUCUAAAUCAAGAAACAGAGAUCAACCAUGGCUAGUGGAUUACGUUUUAAAGAUAAAGUAGCUAUUAUAACUGGUGGAUGUAGUGGUAUUGGUAAAGGAUGCGUCGAAGUUUUUGUCGAAAAUGGCGGAACAGUGGUCGUGUUUGAUAUAAACGAUAAAGUUGGCAAUACACUUAGUAUACCAGGACCUGGAAAUGUUUCAUAUAUACACUGUGAUGUUACUAACGAAGAAGAAAUAAAGAAAAGUAUUGACUGGACUGUUGAGAAGCACAGUAAAAUUGAUUGCCUUAUUAACGACGUUGGAAUACAUCAUGGCAAUCAUCUGAUUGACGAGUUAACUGUUGAUAGUUUCCGGCAAAUCCUCAAUGUUAACGUCGUGAGCAUGUUUGCAAUGUGUAAGUAUGCAUUACCUCAUCUUCGGAAGACUAAAGGCAGUAUUGUAAACAUGUCGAGUUUUAGUGGGACAAAUGCCCAGGCAGAAACACCAACUUAUUGUUCCUCAAAGGGUGUUAUUAUCCCGUUGUCAAAAGCGUUGGCUAUUGACGAGGCCAAGAAUGGUGUUAGAGUCAAUACUUGUGCUAAUGAUAACGAUGGUGUUGUUGAUGUUGAAAAUGGUGGUGGUAGUGAUAGUAGGGGUUGUGAUGGUACAAGUGGUGAUGAUGAUUGUAAUGUUAAUGCUGAUUAUGAUGUUGCUGUUGAUACUGCUGGCGGUUGUGUUGAUGCAACAGAAGCCACUUUCACAACUGGUGCAAAACUUAUGUGCACCGGUGGAUGCGAAAUCGGAAUAGGUGUAAAAUAG